AACUACCUAAAACAGGAUAUCGAGAAGAACAUCAAUAUCCAGAAUCUCCAAGAUUGUCACCAAAAUCACCAACAGAAUCUGAUAAAUCAUCAAUUGAUAGCGAUGCUUCUGAAAGAAAAAGAAGGUGGAUGUCUUCAAUAACUGAAAGAUUGAGACCAUUAUCCCCCCACAGGAGGAUGGAAACAAACAGAAGUAAUACUUCAUCACUAGCAUCAUGGCAUAAAAAUCAAAAACUGUAUACACCAUCAGUAACAAAUUCUGAAAAUAAAGAUAAAGAACAAGAAAUAUCUCAAAAUAUUGAAAGAGCAUUUAAUCAAAACAAUCAAAAGAAUCAAGAAAACAAUUCAGAACCUCAACAAAUACAGAUACAGUCUACAUUUAAAGGAUGA
Dentiscutata heterogama is the source of this 389-nucleotide messenger RNA. Lineage: Eukaryota; Fungi; Glomeromycota; Glomeromycetes; Diversisporales; Gigasporaceae. The record is from the annotation of a GenBank genome assembly.